This is a messenger RNA of Geosmithia morbida, 774 nucleotides long. RefSeq names its product NUDIX domain. Gene Ontology annotation, biological process: ribose phosphate metabolic process; nucleoside phosphate metabolic process. Gene Ontology annotation, molecular function: ADP-glucose pyrophosphatase activity; ADP-ribose pyrophosphatase activity. The record is from RefSeq and is a predicted model, not a curated record. Lineage: Eukaryota; Fungi; Ascomycota; Sordariomycetes; Hypocreales; Bionectriaceae. The transcript has 2 exons. The coding region runs from base 1 to 774 and encodes 257 amino acids.
AUGUCCCGGACUGUAAAACUUACGCGGCACAAUGUGCCCGUCACCAUUCCCGACGGGCUAACAGAGGACCAGCUUCUCGCCUUUAGGCCUUUCAACACCUGGAUUGAUACCCUGUCGGCCUCUGCACGGCUACAGACCGACUCGUCCCACCCCUUCCACGACGACGCGUAUACCCUGCGAUCCGCCGAGGUGCAGUCCUUCGAUAUAUUUGGCAGCGGUCGUCUCGGCUUCAUCAAACUCAGGGCCACGGUAUGCAAUAGCGCCGGCGAGACGCUUCCUGCCGUAUCCCUCCUACGCGGACCCUCAGUCGCUAUUCUCGUCAUGCUUGUGCCAGACGACGUCCCCGCCAAAUCGGACGAGCGCUACGUCGUCCUGACGGUACAGCCGCGCAUCCCGGUCGGCAGCUUCAAGGGCGCUGCUGCCAAGGAAAUUGAAGAGGAGCUGGGGAUAACCAUCAACGAAGAUGAACUGACAUGCCUGAGCGAUUUGGCUGCCGCUGACAACGACAAGUCCGAAGAGAACCUACCCAACGCCAUGUACCCUAGUGCUGGUGGUUGCGACGAACACGUUACCAUAUAUAGCUACGAACGACGGAUACCUCGAGAACAAUUACGAGACUGGAGUGGCCGGCUGACGGGGCUGAGGUCGCACGGCGAGAAGAUUACACUCAAGGUGGUGCCCAUGCAGAAUCUCUGGAGGGAGGGCGCGCGAGAUGCCAAAGCUCUCGGUGCGCUAGCCUUGUGGGAUGCAUUGCGUCGUAAUGGAAAGAUUUGA